UAGCCAUUCUCACACAGGGCAAGCAGCCUCAACUAGUGCAAUCUUCAAUGAAAAUCUUGAAGGACUUUAAUUAAGCUCAUAAUACAAAAACUUGUUGCAAACAGUAUUUAUCUAUACCAGGAUUCUACAUAGUCAUAAUAUGGGUAUUCUUGCUGUGUUUGCCCUACCACUGCUUCUUCUAGGGAUCAGUGGAAUCAUUUAUAUUUACCAGACAGUCAUAUGGCUAGUGUCCAAAUCAGCAGUGCAGAACAAGGUGGUGGUGAUCACAGAUGCCAUCUCUGGACUAGGCAAGGAAUGUUCUCAAGUGUUUCAUUCAGGAGGAGCAAGGCUUGUGUUGUGUGGCAGAACAUGGGAGAAGUUGGAAGCCUUGUAUGAUGCUUUAAUUAGCGUGGCAGACCCCAGUACAACAUAUACACCAAAGCUCAUUCUUCUGGAUAUCUCAGACAUAGACUGCAUUCAAGAUGUAGCUAAGGAAAUCCUGAAUUGCUAUGGUUGUGUGGAUAUACUCAUCAACAAUGCAAGUAUGAAGGUAAAAGGAGCAGUGCAGAGCAUUUCAUUGGAACUUGAUAAAAAGAUAAUGGAUGCCAACUAUUUUGGACCUAUAACAUUAACCAAAGCCAUUCUUCCCAACAUGAUUUCUAGAAGAACUGGCCAAAUAGUUUUAAUUAAUAGUAUUCAAGGAAAAAUAGGAGUCCCAUUUCGUGCAGCUUGUAAGUUAUACAUUCAUUCAUAUGAUGCUGCUUCUAAACACGCUGCUGUAGGCUUUUUUGAUUGUCUUAGAGCAGAAAUGGAAGAAUUUGAUAUUUCUGUCAGCACUGUCAAUCCAACCUUCAUCUGUUCAUACCAUCAUCAGCCAGCACCUGGCAAUUGGGAGGCAUCAAUUUGGAAAUUCUUUUUCAGAAAGGUGACUUAUGGUGUGCACCCAGCAGAGGUGGCAGAGGAAGUCUUGCGCACAGUGAGCAGCAAGAAGCAGGAGGUGCUGAUGGCCAACCCUAUACCCAGAGCAGCUGUUUACAUUCGCACCUUCUUUCCUGAAAUGUUUUUUGCCGUUGUUGCCUCAGGGAUUAGGGAAAAACUGAAGACAGAACAAGAAAAUUGAUUUUGUUUCCUUCUCCCUGCUUACGACCUGAAAAAUGUUUACAUUUGAAAUAUCAUUUCUGCUACCAGUAUGGGUGGAAUAAAUAGGCUGCUACCCUAAACCUGCCAGUGUCUCAGUGAUUCACUACAAUUGGCACCCUAUCAUCUGUGAGAUUUCCACUCUUCUGGAUUUAGUGAAUAUGACAAGGGAAAACCUGAUAGGAACACCAUCACUGUUGUUACAGAGCAAUUCUCAAUAUAAAUGGGCAGGUCAAAGCUUUGGGGACUUGUAACAACUUAUCAGAAUAAUCUGUCAGAGCUAGGAUUGAUGGGGACUUAAUGGAAUGAAAGGAUUGGGAUGAAAGGAGAUGUGGGAGACAGAGGUAUACAAAUUAAUGGAAAAGGGCAUUGGAGCCCCGUCACAUUGUUCUCCAGAUACAGUUUUUUGUUAGUAUUUGUAAUGGAUAUUCAAAUAUUGACCUCCAAAUAGAGCUCAUCUAAUUCAAUGCCUCAGCUGUGACAGGACCCCAGAACAUAAGCAAAAAUAUAAGAAUGGGGCAAAAAUACAGAAUAAUGCUGUUGAUUAGAAUCUUCUAGUUUCUCACAACUGCUACACAAGCACAAUGCAUCCGUCUCUGCAUCUUAUUAAACUAUCCCUUCUAUCAAUUUUUUGCACAAGUAUUUUCAAAUUCUUGUUAAAAUAUUCCAUCCCUGAAGGCAGGAACUCAUCAUACAUUUAAAAACAUAUUCAUUUAUGCUUUCUUUAAAUCCAAUGUAAGAUAGUAUCUUCUGAUAUCUCCUACUUUUUUUCUAUGGAACAAAAAUCACUCUCAAUUUGUUCACUCUCUGUCAUUCAUACCCAUCAUACUUUCCAAGCAGUCACUUGUUUUCCAAGUUGAAGAGCCCUGUUGUCAAUUUGCCCUCUCUUUUGGAGGGCUUCUUAUUUUUCUUAAUGUCUUUCCUAGCUUAUCUGUUUGGGGUUUUACUGUUGUUUUUUUUGCUUGUUUUGUUGUUGUUUUAAGACAGAGAGGCCACAGCUGCAUGAAGUAUUCAGGAUAGAUAAAUACUCUGUAUUCAUAAACAGGCUUACGUAUAUUUCCUGCAUUACUAUCCUGUGCUUUUCUUCUGCAUUUCUUUUACAAAAUCCUAGUUUUGAGAUACUUUUCUAAUGGCCACUGAAAAUUGAGUUCGCCCGUUCCUUCUGUUAUGUGAGGUUAUUAUGCAGCAGAUCCAAUGUAAGCAUGAAUGCUAUUCAUGUCACUUGUGUAAAUUCACCAAAGUUCUCUCACUCCUAGCUACAAGGUUUCUCUUCCCUAUCAUACUUUUCCAGUUCAAUACUUACUUUU
This is a messenger RNA of Lagopus muta (rock ptarmigan), 2423 nucleotides long. RefSeq names its product dehydrogenase/reductase 7C (gene DHRS7C). The transcript is spliced from 7 exons. Gene Ontology annotation, molecular function: all-trans-retinol dehydrogenase (NAD+) activity. Lineage: Eukaryota; Metazoa; Chordata; Aves; Galliformes; Phasianidae. Gene Ontology annotation, cellular component: sarcoplasmic reticulum membrane. The record is from RefSeq and is a predicted model, not a curated record. The coding region runs from base 140 to 1099 and encodes 319 amino acids. Gene Ontology annotation, biological process: regulation of release of sequestered calcium ion into cytosol by sarcoplasmic reticulum.